GAAAAUUAGAGAAAAAGUUCUUGAGGAAAGAGAGAAAUAAGUGAGAAUAAAUUACGAGGUAACACCCAGUGAGUAACCUCCACGAUGGAUGUAGACACAUAAUUUUAUCCCUCCAAAAGAUUAAUUUUCACCUAUUUACCUUCUUCUACCGUGUACCACCAACCGUAUAAUUAUCCCUCACAAAAGAACAAAAAAUAACAACUCCUUAACAAAUUUUAUUUUAUUUUAACAACCUAACAACUCACCCUACCCCACCUACCCUAUACCCUACCCCUACUACCCCAUCCACGUGACCCCCUCACAUUUCUUCUUCACAAAGAAAGCACAAUACACUAGAGAAGGGGACCACAGGGAUAUAUAUCCACCUCAUAACAGAAUUGGAAGAGUGAGCGGGGAAGAUAUCAUCACCAUCUCACAAUUAGAAUGGGGGGCCCACAGUGAAAGAUAAGGACAUCUUCCUUUUCUUUUCUAUGGAUACACCUCACAACACAUGUGGGAUUUUUCUUUUCUUUUCUUUUGAUUCAGCACAUAGACACCCAUAUAUGCGAUUCCCUCACAGAAAACAUCUCCAUCGUCACUCAUCUCACACCCACACCAUUAACACACAAUAGGGACACAUCUGACAACCCCCAUUUUUCUCCAUAUAUUCAUAUACACAUACAGAGAAGGUGCGCACAUACUCUCCAUAUUUUCCACCAUUACACACAGAACAAAUCAUCCACGCACACACACGGACCUGGGGCAGUUUUCCACAUUUUUUCUUCUCUUUCUAUUAUAUCAUCAUAGACCUUGAACACAUACCUCAAAAACACCAUUUUUUGGUUUUCUUCUUCACAAUCCCCUUACGAAAAACCACCAUUAACACACACAAUAGAGGGAGAGAAACACGGAGAGAGAAUACGAUCUGAAAGAGGACAGACUCGAAAAAGGUACUGUUCCGGCGAGCUUCGCCUGAAAACAAUCGGAAUCCGUUCCGUCGUCUUUUUUGGUCUUCGCCGUUGUUGGAGCUCGUCGGAGAUCCGGCGAUUCAGAACAGCGAUUGGAGUGACGGAACCCGAGCUGUCUCAAUUGAUUUCCAUCAAAUCCGGUCGAAAAACGACCAAAACAGAUUCGUAGUUCUGUUCGUGCGAUCGAUUCAGCUAGAUCAGUAGCGGGUUCCUCUUCUUCGCGCGAUUUCAGAAUAUUGAUUUGUGGUGUUUGUCGUUGGGGUUCCCAUUCGAGGAUCUCGAUCUCAGAUUUCUUUAUUAUCAACGAUAACGAGUUAUAUUAAGAUCUAUCGGACUAUCAAGGCCAGAAUUCUUAGGAAUUUACAGAUUAAUCCAUCGUUGUUAUUAAGAAAUUAAGAGGCUAACCAUAUACUAAGGGUAAUAAUUUUAGCAAAAAUUUAAUUUAUAUGAUGUACAAAGUAAACAUUUUUAAAACUUUCAACAUAAACAUAAGAACAGAUAAAUAUUUUUGGUGGGGAAAUAUGUAAAUAGAACUUACAUGAAAUAACUUGAGGAGAGGUUUUCCUUUCGGGAACCUCCUUAAGAUCGAAUAGAAAACUUGAAAAUUUUUAUUCAAACACACUUAAUAUUAUGCAACUAGGUUUAUACAAAAAGAACUAGCAUGGGUAGGUUUGUUGGAAGGAAAAGUUUACACAUUUUAGGAAAGGAAAUAUGUUGUGAGAGUUUUUUCUUGCCCUCCUUCUACAAAAUCUUACGCCUUUUAUAGGCAAAAACUAAAUAAAGGAGUGUUCAUAAAAAUUACUACGUGGCCUAAACAUAUGUGACCGACACUAAAAAAUAAAAGAUAAGAUAAGAAAGAAUCUUAAUAAUGCAAGCUGGGUACUUAUUGGGUCCCAUCGUUACAUGCAUUAUUAUUUUCCUUCUAGACUUAUUUAGACGCAUGCUUCAACAGUUUUUCUUUCUUUUGGAAAGUAGUGAUAAAGGAAGCACUCUGACACUGACUAAACUAUUGCAAGACAUAAAGUGGGCAUCCCCACCUGACAAUCCUAUCUAAUAAUACAAGUUGUAUGUCUUUACUAUGUAUCCAAGUUGUGCAGGGCGAUUGAGUCGAAACUCAUUCCUGAGUCAUCGUCUUCGUAUGGGUCCUGAGCAUCUUAGAAAUGUGCAAGAUGACUUGCAAUGCUAUCAUCUUCGUCUGAUCUUGAAAAAUUAUUUUCUGCAUUAUUUAUUUCUGGAACUAAUCUGUCUAAAUUGGUGGUGAGUUGUCCAUCUAUAUGCUUAUCUUGUGUUUGGUUAUUAAAGAAUUUGUCUAAAGUAUGUUUAAUUAUAGUCUCUAUUGUUUCACUUUUUUUUUUUUAGAGAUUAAAGUCUUCCUUAAAGCCUUAUUACCUGAUUUUGCUAACUUAUGUCUUGUGACGAACAACCUUCAUCUUCAUUUUUUGACAAAGUGACAGCCAUUAACGGUUUUGAUUUAUCUUUACCGGUUACCGUUUGAACCGGACUAGCUGUACUAACAUCCGGUACAGUAGAUUUCUGAGCAUUUAGAGGGAAAUGCACACCCUUCUCAUCCAUUUUUUGAGGAGAUGGAAAACUCUGUAUCUAUGUCUGUGUAUUUGUAUCUGUCUUGCUUACAUUUGUCUGGUGGUUGAGUCUUGCUUCUAAUAUUUGUACCUGCUUUAUUUAUCUAGUGUUUUCCAUGAGAAGCGAUUCCUUCUAAGCAUUAAGCUUCUUGAAAUUCUCCGUCAUAGACGAAUAAUGAUCGUAGAAAAUAAUCUUUCCUGUUUCUUUUUGUAAAUUGUAUUGAGGUAUUUGAUCUUGAUUUUGUCUGAGUGGUGGUGAUAUAUAAUAGUUUGGUCCUAAGUAUCCUCUUGCAUGAUUAGUGGCCUCAGUAAAAUCAUUAAAACCUUUGAAAAGUGAAGUUUUAAAACCUUGUAUCGAAUCUAGCACUUCUAACUAUGUUUGAAAAAUACCAUUAAUUUUUUCAUGAAUAACUACGUAAUAUUUAAAUUUAGGCUUACUCUUCUCUGCCAUGUAUUGGCAUAAAGAAUUCAUGGCUGUCAUAAAAUGAUUACGAUUUUGUCUAGCAGUCAUAAAGAAUUCAGGAUACUGGCAAGUCAAAAUACACUCAGACAGCAUAGAAUAGACUGCAUUCACAUGUCCAGGUGGACAUUUUGAAUGGUUAAUUAUGCCAUUUGGUUUAAAGACAACUCCACCCAUUUUUCAACGAAAGAUGGAUAAUAUAUUUGGAGAAUAUAAACAUUUUGUAUUAGUAUAUGUAGAUGAUAUUAAAUUAGUUCAAAAAAUAAAAGAAAAAAUUAAAAAUACUUCAGACCUAAAAAUUCCAUUAAAAUCAGAUUAUUUAAUCAUUCAAACAGACGGAAGUGAUUUAGGAUGGGGAGCCAUUCUAAAAGCAGAACCUAAUAAAUACAGUAAUAAAAAUGAAGAAUAAAUAUGUGGUUAUCAGAGUGGAGCAUAUAAAGAAAAAGAAAACAAGAGUGCUAUAGACCUAGAAGUAUUAGUUAUAAUAUAUGGGUUAAAUAGUUUUAAGUUAUAUAUUCUAAAUAAAGAAGAAGUUUUAGUUAGAACAGAUUGUGAAGCUAUAGUUAAAUUUCAUCAAAAAAUAAAUGAUAAAACUAACAGUAGAAGAAGAUGGUUAAAUUUUACAAAUACCAUAUCUAAGAAUAUUGUAUUUGAACAUAUAAAAGGUAAAGAAAACGAAUUAGCAAAUCAGUUAAGUAGAUUACAACUGGGAAUAAAUAAAUAAGUUUAAUCCAACUCAUUUGUUUUCAGCAUGAGAUCAACAGGACAACCUCCUGCAGAUAAAGGCAAGGGCAUAACUUCUUCUCCAUAUUCAUAUCAACAGAUAAUGUUAGGUAAUUUAAAUUUUAAACCACUAAAAUCUUUAGAAACAAUGGAAAGAAUUUACUUCGGACCAUUUAAUUUAAUUGUUUACCCUGAGAGUAACAUAUCAUUUAGAAUAAGACCAGACUACAUUCUAGAUAGAUCUCAAAAGUGUUUAGUAACAAUAUUUGGAUAUCUUAUAAUAGACAAAAUCGUAAUCAUUUUAUGGAAGCCAUGAAUCCUUUAUGCCAGUACAUGGCAGAGAAGAGUAAGCCUAAAUUUAAAUAUUACGUAGUUAUUCAUGGAAAAACUAAUGGUAUUUUUCAAACAUGGUUAGAAGUGCUAGAUUCGAUACAAGGUUUUAAAACUCCACUUUUCAAAGGUUUUAAUGAUUUUACUGAGGCCAAUAAUCAUGCUAGAGGAUACUUAGGACCAAACUAUUAUACAUCACCAUCACUCAGACAAAAUUCAGAUCAAAUACCUCAAUACAAUUUACAAAAAGAAACGAGAAAGAUUAUUUUUUGCGAUCAUUGUUCAUCUAUGACGGAGAAUUUCAAGAAGCUUCUCAUGGAAAACACUAGAUUAAUAAAGCAGGUACAAAUAUUAGAAACAAGACUCAACCACCAGACAAAUGUAACAAAGACAAAUGCAAAUACACAGACUCAGAUACAGAGUUCUCCAUCUCCUCAAAAAAUGGAUGAGAAGGGUGUGCAUUUCCCUCUAAAUGCUCAGAAAUCCACUGUAUCGGAUGUUGGUACAGCUAAUCAGGUUCAAACGGUAACCGGUAAAGACAAAUUAAAACUAUUAAUGACUGUCACUUUGCCAAAAAGUGAACAUGAAGGUUGUUCUUCAUCAAGACAUAAGUUAGCAAAAUCAGGUAAUAAGGUUUUAAGGAAAACUUUAAUCUCUAAAAAGAAAAGUGAAACAAUAGAGACUAUAAUUAAACAGAUUUUAGACAAAUUUUUUAACAACCAGACACAAGAUAAGCAUAUGGAUGGACAACCCACUACCAAUUUAGACAAAUUAGUUCUAGAAAUAAAUAAUGCAGACAAUAAUUUUUCAAGAUCAGACGAAGAUGAUAGCAUUGCAAGUCAUCUUGCACAUUUUCAAGAUGCUCAGGACCCAUACGAAGACGAUGACUUAGGAAUGAGUUUCGACUCAAUCGCCCUGCACAAUUUGGAUACAUAGUAAAGACAUGCAACUUGUAUUAUUAGACGGGAUUGUCAGGUGGGAAUGCCCACUUUAUGUCUUGUAAUAGUGCUUCCUUUAUCACUACUUUCCAAAAGAAAGAAAAACUGUUGAAGCAUGCGUCUAAAUAAGUCUAGAAGGAAAAUAAUAAUGCAUGUAACGAUGGGACCCAAUAAGUACCCAACUUGCAUUAUUAAGAUUCUUUCUUAUCUUAUCUUUUAGUGUCAGCCACAUAUGUUUAGGCCACGUAAUAGUUUUUUUGACCACUCCUUUAUUUAGUUUUUGCCUAUAAAAGGCGUAAGAUUUUGUAGAAAGAGGGCAAGAAAAAACUCUCACAACAUAUUCCCUUUCUUGAAAUGUGUAAACUUUUCCUUCCAACAAACCUACCCAUGCUAGUUCUCUUUGUAUAAACCCAGUUGCAUAAUAUUAAGUGUGUUUGAAUAAAAGUUUUUAAGUUUUCUAUUCGAUCUUAAGGGGGUUCCCCAAAGGGAAACCUCUCUCCAAGUUAUUUCAUGUAAGUUCUAUUUACAUAUUUCCCCACCAAAAAUAUUUAUCUGUUCUUAUGUUUAUGUUUAAAGUUUUAAAAAUAUUUACUUUGUACAUUACCCUUAGUAUAUGGUUAGCCUCUUAAUUUCUUAAUAACAACAAUGGAUUAACCUGUCAAUUUCUAGAAAUUCUGACCUUGAUAGUCCGAUAGAACUGCAAAAUAGAUAAAGGACAAGUGUUAGUUGCCAGACUAAAAGUUCUGGGGUGUGGUUAAAAAAGUAAGUUGUUAGGAAUAUAGAUUAAGAGGAAGAGAUGAACCGGGUAUAAUAAUAAUAAAAAAAAACGAGGAGAAAUAUAAGAAAAUGAAGAAACUAUAGAGAGAGGAAGUACUGAGUAGGUUUUACAAAACUAAUUUAUUAAAUAUAUAUAUAUAUAUAUAUAUAUAUAUAUGUGUGUGUGAGCGGAGCGGUUGGACUCUGAAAAAAGAGAAAAACUACUAAUAAACUCAUUUAACAAGUAUAUAAAUUUAGCCAAACACCCUCAUAAUAUAUUUUUUUAUAAAGAGAUUAUCAUAUGAUGAAGUUACUAAUUCCCACUUACCAGCAAGUGCCACAAGGAUAAGGCCAAAACAGAAAAGAGAACUUGUGAGAUUGGCACUUUCUAGCCAUGUUUAAGAAGAUAGAAGAGGUAAUUGUAUGUAUUUUCUUGAUAAAGACACAUAUGUAGUCUUUUAAAAUUGUUUAAAUAUAAUUAAAAAUAUUUCUAUCAUAAAACCUAUAUAAUUAAUAUUCACUAUACUUGGUGUUCCAUUUAGUGCACCCUCUCUCUAGUGCAAGACUGCUACUUGGCUGGCUGCUAAUAAAACAUCCAAUGAUGACUCACUUUUUUUCAAAAAUUCUCUUUUAUGCAAUAGCUCGCAAAUAUGAUGUGACAAGUUCGAUUAAGGAGGUGUCCGCAAAAAAAAUCAAAUCCUUAAUUUUUUUUUUUAAGAAUAUCACCUACUAUACUAACUCAUAAGUCAGCUAACACAGAAAGAGAUGACCUAAUCAAUAGAUACUUAUAAGUGACAACACAUACAUACAUUAAUACAUAUUUUUAUCAAGCAUACCUAUCACACACUUAUUCGGAAUGAUACAUAAUCACUUACAUUCAUCUUACAAUUAGUAACACAAAGCUACGAAACAAAUACUCAUAACUAACAAUACAUACAUACAUCAAUAAACAUUUUUAUCAAUCAUACACAUCACAUAUAUUGAGAAUGAUACAUAAUCACUUACAUUCAUCUUACAAGUAACACAAAGUUUCGAAAUACAUACUCAUAACUAACAACACAUACAUACAUCAAUACACAAUUUUAUCAAUCAUAAAUGUCACAAGCUUAUUCAGAACGAUACACAAUCACUUACAUUCGUCUUACAAGUAACACAAAGUUUCGAAACAGAUACUCAUAACCGACAACACAUACAUACAUCAAUGCACAUUUUUAUCAAUUAUACAUGUCAUAUAUUUAUUCAGAACGAUACAUAAUCACUUACAUUUAUCUUACAAGUAACACGACAAAGCUUUGAAACAGAUACUCAUAACUGACAACACAUAGAUACAUCAUACAUAAUUUUAUCGAUCAUACAUGUCACAUAUUUAUUCCGCACGAUACAUACUCACUUACAAAUCAUCUUACAAGUAACACAAAGGUUUGAAAUAAAUACUCACAACUGACAACACAUACAUACAU
Molecule: messenger RNA, 7194 nt
Organism: Capsicum annuum
Lineage: Eukaryota; Viridiplantae; Streptophyta; Magnoliopsida; Solanales; Solanaceae
Exons: 2
Coding region: 4014-4976 (320 amino acids)
Source: RefSeq, a predicted model, not a curated record